This is a messenger RNA of Cladocopium goreaui, 2356 nucleotides long. The record is from the annotation of a GenBank genome assembly. Lineage: Eukaryota; Dinophyceae; Suessiales; Symbiodiniaceae.
AUUUUAUGCGCAAGUCGCGUCAAGGCAAAUCAGUCUCUCAGUGAAGGCUGCAGCUUUGACAGCUGAUUUUCCGAUGGCAAAUGUUGGGCUUAAUGUUGCCUUGCACGUCGCCGGAUUGCUUCUGGUGAUUCUGGAUUUCUUGCUUUGGGUCCUGACCCUUGGCCCAAUUUGGAUGCUGCUGAAGAACAUGAAUGCUGUGUCCGAGUUUGCAAGACCAGUGAAGAAAGCCAAGAUCAAUAGUACAGGUCCUGAUUCCGACGUUUGGCAUUCCCUAGAAGCGAUCCAGGCUGGCAAACUCGUGACGUCACCGUUUCCGGAAGAGGGCGUACUGACAGUACCCCAACUACUCGAGCGGUCGGUGAAGCGCUAUGCUGAUCGACAAGCUCAAGGAAUUCGACCCUUGCUGUCUUGGAAAAAGGACGAAGGCUACAGAUUUCCAGCCAGGGUCUUUGGAGAGACGCACUGGCGAAGCUAUCGGGAAUUCGGUGAUUUAUGCAAGGCUUUUGGGGCUGGUUUGCGAGCACUUGGCUUGGAGCCGCAGCCUGAAGGAGAGUUCGACAGCCUCACUGGAAAGUUCAAGAUCAUGAUGUAUGAGGACACCUGUGCCGAUUGGCAGGUAUGCGCGUUUGGCGCCAUGUCGCAGAACAUCGUGGUGGCCACCGCCUAUGCGACCCUUGGGACCGAUGCCGUGGUCCACGCGGUCAACGAAGGAGCCGUUUCGGCCAUUGUGUGCAAUCGCAAAUCUGCGGAGGGCUUGGAGAAGAUUGCGGAGCAAAUGCCUUCCCUGGAGGCCAUUAUAUACCUGGACUAUUUGUGCACGCCCGAAGAAUGCCAAACCAAAUUGAAGAGCAGCUCCAAGUCGGUGAAACUUCUCUCCUGGCAGGAGGUCAUCGAGCUGGGCAAGGCCAACCCCAAGGAGUCCACUCCCGCGAAGCCUGACUCUAUCGCGGUGCUGAUGUACACCAGCGGCUCAACCGGCCCACCAAAGGGUGUGAUGCUGCAACAUCAACAACUGGUGGCAUUUGUUGCAUCAUGCUUCAUUCAAUUCUCAGAGGUCUUGGACGAUCUAGGAUCCCAUACCUUCCUCGGAUAUCUUCCACUGGCUCACAUUUUGGCAGUGGUAGCAGAGUUGCUUUUCUACACCACUGGCAACCGCAUUGCCUAUGCAGAUCCCAAGUCUCUUCUGCCAGGUCCCGAGAGGUGUUACCCCAAGGGAGCUCUUGAGGAGUUCGCUCCAACUUUGAUGGCUGGGGUACCGAAGGUCUGGGAGACCAUCAAGAAAGGUGCAGAGACGAAAGUUGAGAAGAGUGGACCUGUGGUGGCAUUUCUCUUCAAGCUGGCGAUGCGGAUCAAGAAAUCCGCGGUGCGGCAGAACCGCUACACACCGCUGUUCGACCUGUUGGUGUUCAAGAAGUUCAAGUCCAUGCUUGGUGGAUGUAUGAAGUUCACAUUAUCUGGCGGUGGUGCUAUCUCCCCUGAUGUUCAGGAAUGGGUGCGGACAGCCUUUGGCUGUCCGCUCAUUCAAGGUUACGGCCUUACAGAGACCUGCGGUGGCGCUGUGCUUCAAAAGCCGCUGGCAGAUCCAUCCGUUGGAUUCGUUGGAUCCGUCCUGUCCUCCGUCGAACUGACACUUCACUCAGAGCCAGAGAUCACCGACAACGAUGGCAAGCCCUACCUUUGUACAGACAAGGUGCAUUCAGAUGGCUCCGCCUGCUGCGGUCGGGGAGAAAUUUGGAUGAGAGGUAAUUCCAUCGGUUCUGGCUAUUACAAGCUGCCAGAGCAGACAGCAGCAGACUUUGACAACGACGGCUGGUUCCACUCUGGAGACAUCGGGCUGAUCACACCCGAAGGAAAAGUCAAGAUCAUCGAUCGCAAGAAGAAUCUUGUGAAGCUGAAAGGUGGCGAAUACGUUGCCUUGGAGCUGAUCAAUGUGACCUACAACAAUCAUGAACUCAUCAACGCGGAUGCUGGAGGUGUGUGCUCUUUUGCAAGCCAUGAAAUCGAUCGGCCCGUCCUGCUUGCUCAGUGCAAGAAGAAGGAGCUCUUAGCUUUGGCUGCUGCGAAUGGCGUCACCGGGAAAGAUGAUGAUGCUCUUUGCAAAGACCCCAAGGUCAUGGCAGCUGUUAAGACUGCUCUGGAUGCAGUGGCGAAGGCACAUAAGCUUCCGGCCUUGAUGCAAGCGAUUGCAGUGAUGCCUGUGUUGGAGCCCUGGACUGCCGAUAAUGGCUGCCUGACUGCCACAUCUAAGUUGGUGGCCAAGAAGAUUUACCAGCUCCAUGAAAAGGACCUGGACGUGUUGAAGCCGAUGGCCAUGAAGGGAUGAUUCGGCAUUGAUUUGCACAGCCUCGAUUGGAUG